Molecule: messenger RNA, 1634 nt
Organism: Heterocephalus glaber (naked mole-rat)
Lineage: Eukaryota; Metazoa; Chordata; Mammalia; Rodentia; Bathyergidae
Gene: Slc35d2
Product: solute carrier family 35 member D2
Source: RefSeq, a predicted model, not a curated record
CUGGGCUCACGAGUCGCCUUUCCUGUUCCUGCGGCGCUCUCUUCCCGGCCGGGAAGGGGACGGGCCAGGGCAGGGACGGGACGGGGGUGGGCAGCGCGCGGGGGCAGAGCGGACCUGAUCAUGACCCCCGCGGGCGCCGAGCGGCUGCCCUCCCGCGCCGCCCGGCUGCUAUCCGCGCUGUUCUAUGGCGCCUGUUCCCUGUUCCUCGUGCUGCUCAACAAGGCGCUGCUGACCACCUACGGCUUCCCUUCACCAAUUGUUCUUGGAAUUGGACAGAUGGCAGCCACCAUAAUGAUACUGUAUGUAGCCAAGCUGAAUAAAAUAAUUCACUUUCCGGAUUUUGACAAGAGAAUUCCUGUAAAGCUGUUUCCUCUGCCUCUCCUCUACGUUGGAAACCACUUAAGUGGAUUAUUAAGCACGGGUAAAUUAAGCUUGCCGAUGUUCACCGUGCUCAGGAAGUUUACCAUUCCACUUACUCUACUCCUGGAGACCAUCAUACUUGGGAAGCAUUACUCCCUGGACAUCGUGGCCAGCGUCUUCACCAUUGUCCUUGGGGCUGUCGUGGCAGCUGGUUCAGACCUUGCUUUUAACCUGGAAGGUUAUAUUUUUGUAUUUCUGAAUGACAUCUUCACAGCAGCAAAUGGAGUUUAUACCAAACAGAAAAUGGACCCAAAGGAGCUAGGGAAGUAUGGAGUGCUUUUCUACAAUGCCUGCUUCAUGAUUAUCCCCACUUUUAUUAUUAGUGUCUCCACUGGAGACUUCCAACAGGCAACUGAAUUUAACCAGUGGAAGAAUGUCCUAUUUAUCAUACAGUUUCUUCUUUCCUGUUUUUUGGGGUAUCUGCUGAUGUUCGCCACGGUUCUGUGCAGUCACUACAACUCGCCCCUCACCACAGCCGUAGUCGGAGCCAUCAAGAAUGUGUCUGUUGCCUACAUUGGAAUGUUAGUAGGUGGAGACUAUAUUUUCUCUCCAUUAAACUUUGUAGGAUUAAAUAUUUGCAUGGCUGGAGGCCUGAGAUAUUCCUUCUUAACACUGGGCAGGCAGUUCAAGCCUAACCAAACUGAUGAGGAAAAUGUCCCGCUGGAAGUGAAGAGUUAGGUGCUGGGGCAGAAUUGCAGCCUGACUUGCAGACCAGGCAUAGGGAGGGCAUUCCUUGCCAGAAUUACACAGCCAGAGGUUUCACUGUUGGGACCCGCACUGCCCUGGUCAGAGCACAAAUGGGAACCUCUGCAAAACACAACACGACCUCUGUGCUAGUGCGUGGUGAGCUUCAGGGGCCUGAAGAAGGACCUCAUGUGGAGCCUGGCUGGCCGGAAGGAAGCAACACUUUCAGAACAAGCCCUGGGGAUGGCAGGAGAGGAUGUUGGUUCCCACCUGUGCUGUGCCAACCUUUGCUGCUGUGCGCUGAAGAGGAUGCCAUGCAUGAUCCUAAGGCCUCAGCAUCUGGCCUCAUAGCAAAGGUGCCACCACAGCAAGGUGCUAUGAUAACAGCUUUAUUUUUUAGUUUCAACAAAUAUGUUUUAAUAAAAUUGGCCCAUUAAUGGCCAGGAGAGUCAUUUGUUAGCUUUGUUAUAAGCUAUGCUGGUGUCUUUCUCUAAUCGUCUGAAUAGAAUAAAGUCAUUUCUAUGAAUGUC